Molecule: messenger RNA, 1254 nt
Organism: Spea bombifrons (plains spadefoot toad)
Lineage: Eukaryota; Metazoa; Chordata; Amphibia; Anura; Pelobatidae
Gene: UBE2V1
Product: ubiquitin conjugating enzyme E2 V1
Exons: 4
Coding region: 104-547 (147 amino acids)
Biological process (GO): DNA damage tolerance; protein K63-linked ubiquitination
Cellular component (GO): nucleus
Source: RefSeq, a predicted model, not a curated record
CGGCUGGCCCCCUCCCACAGCCUUUGCGCUCUGACAGCCGGGCGAGGUUCUCGCCUUCCGUGACGUCACCGAGAGGCCGGCUCUGGAACACAGCGAACGCAAGAUGGCGGCCACCACGGGCUCGGGCGUUAAAGUUCCACGUAAUUUCCGGCUUUUGGAAGAACUCGAAGAAGGCCAGAAGGGCGUAGGAGACGGAACGGUCAGCUGGGGCCUGGAGGACGACGAAGACAUGACGCUGACAAGAUGGACCGGUAUGAUAAUUGGACCUCCUAGGACAAUUUAUGAAAACCGAAUAUACAGCCUUAAAAUAGAGUGUGGCCCUAAAUACCCAGAAUCACCUCCGUUUGUUAGAUUUGUAACAAAAAUUAAUAUGAAUGGGGUGAAUAAUUCAAAUGGAGUGGUGGAUCCCAGAGCCAUAUCUGUUUUAGCCAAAUGGCAGAAUUCUUAUAGCAUCAAAGUCGUUCUGCAAGAACUCCGACGUCUUAUGAUGUCCAAAGAAAAUAUGAAACUUCCUCAGCCUCCCGAAGGACAAUGUUACAGCAAUUAGAAAAAAAAAAAACCCACACACACAAGACAAAAAAAUGAUAAAAAAAAUGUAAAAAAAAAAAAAUCAUGCCCAGUUUAAAAUGAAUUUAAAGCUGUCUUCAUUUUCCACAGUAGUAAAUUUUCUAGAUACAUCUUGUAGACCUCAGAGUACCGAAAAAAAGGCUCCCAAGAUAAAAAUCACUUUAUCUUGAGAAGACUGUAAAUGAUACUAAUAUAUAUAUAUUUUUUCUUUUCUUUUUUUUUUGUUCCCAUUUCAAUCUCCUUUAAGUUGUGCUAAAAAAAAAAAAAAGUUAACCCUUUCACGUCUAACCACUGUCUGCUUAGUUUCGAAAACUUCUGGUGUCAAGAAAAAUCUAUUUAAAUUUAUUACUGUUCCAGAGGCGUGUGGCACAUAAACGCGACUGUGAAAACAUGUAUCACACAAUCACAUUGCUGUAGUUUAUUCUUUUUUUCUUGGCCUGAUUUUAUCUUAUUUGCUUGUAAUUCUGAGCUGUUUCUAAAAGUUGUUCCACGGAUUUUUUUUUUUUUUUUUUAGUUUUCCUCCCCGUUUUUUUUUUUCUUUUCCAAUUUGUAUUUUUCUUUUUGUUUGUGCCCAGCUUCAAACUGGGACUCAUGGACUACUAAUGGGAAUGCGUGCUAACUUGGGUCAUCUUCCCUCUCACCCCUUUGUGUCGUCUCUAAUAAAUGCUCAAUGUGGCAGAUCGUGAA